AUGGCCAACAACAGCACCGCAACAGCCAACACCAUGUUGCAGAUGGCAGCGAGCCAAAAAUUAGCUAGCUGCGCAUCGAGCAACGCUGGCCCAUUGCAGGGCACCGUCAAUGUCAUUACCAUCAUCAACAAUAACAAUAACAAUCACAGCAACAACAAUAACAACAACAACAACAACAGCAGCGACAACAGCAACAACAGCAACAACAGCAGCAACAACAACAACAACAACGGCAACAUCAUACCUGUCGAGUCGAGCGUGGGCGUUGCAGGCGCUAGCAGCGGCAGCGGCAGCGGCAGCGGCACAGUGGAGCACAGCUUUGUGGCCAUACCAUUGCUGGAGCGUCGACGUCGCAGUCGCAGUCAGAGCCACUGUCGCAUCACACCGUUGGCGCCCAUUCUGUGCCUGAGCAGCCAGAGCGGCACCCAUCCCGAGGACCUCACCCAGCUGUCCCGCUCCGUCUCGUGUUUCGUUCGCAUUCGCCGCAGCUUCGCCAAGUUUCUUGGCAAAAUCAUGGGCAGCAAUAAUCCCAGCGAGGCGGAUCGAUAUGAUUAUUACGAUU
This is a messenger RNA of Drosophila navojoa, 562 nucleotides long. Its product is annotated as A-type potassium channel modulatory protein KCNIP1. Gene Ontology annotation, molecular function: calcium ion binding. The record is from RefSeq and is a predicted model, not a curated record. NCBI's taxonomy places the organism in Eukaryota, Metazoa, Arthropoda, Insecta, Diptera, Drosophilidae.